Gongylonema pulchrum is the source of this 534-nucleotide messenger RNA. The record is from the annotation of a GenBank genome assembly. Lineage: Eukaryota; Metazoa; Nematoda; Chromadorea; Rhabditida; Gongylonematidae.
ACCUGUAGUCUUGGCUUUUCGGAAACAUCAAAGACAUCGCCGGUUCGUUUCGAGAUCUGGGAUGAAACGAAAAGUGAAGCAUAUGUUGUGCAUCCAGUUGAUGAAACUGCCCGAAUAAGAUGGAUACAACAACUUUAUAGGAUAGUUGGUGCCCGAGUGACCGACCGUGAUCGAUUGAACCACCAUCAGCAGCAGCAGCAGCAGCAUCGACCAGCACGACCGCAAUCCUGGGCUUCUACUAUCUCCAAUGAAAGUACCCGUUCAUCCACAGAUACAGCUACAGACAGUAGUGUCAUGGAUGGUAACGGGAACAAUAAUAACCAAAUUGGUGAAUGCUGCUCUUCACUCAGUUCCGGAUCACCGACAUUCGUCCCCGUUAGUACAUCAGAAGAUGAUCCAGACAACAACGUGAACCCCACUGAUCCAGUAAUGCAAACUCGUUCGUUCAGCUGUCCUGAGAAUCUGAUGAUUUAUUACAAUGUAUCCGCUGCUGUUAUGGUUUUUCAGCUUUGGUUACUUGCGGUUUCUUCCUAA